AUGGAUUCAGCAGGGCAGGUCAAUCACAGGAAGCAGUGUGAUGGGAAGGUCUCAAUUAGCGAUGGAGCCAUGAGCAGUGGAGCUGACAUAUGGAAAGAGCGCGAGAGAAGUCGUAGCCCUUCACAAAUUUUAAGAAAUGAACUGGACUCGCUUCGUUUCUACGGUAAGGGCAAUGAGAAGGGCAUGCCUCUAGGUGAUUUGCUAGAUGAACCGGAUUUGUUGCACAAACCGAAGGUUAAUUUUUGCUCGCCGAAAACUCCUUGGAAGAGGAGAUUGCAAACACUGGCCGUAGCGUGGCAUGUGGGAUCGUUUAUAUACAUGGCGGCGUUCACACUGCUGGCGAUGGCUAACCCAUUGAUGUGGGUCGUGAUGAUUCCCUAUCUCUUGUACUAUAUGGUCGACCGAACGCCGGCCAACGGCCGCGUAACCAGGCGUUACUCCAACUGGUUUCGGAGCCUAGCACUGUGGCAAUACUAUUGUAAUUACUACCCCAUCCGCCUCCACAAGGUUGCAGAUAUCCCGCCAACUUUUACCGAGAGCAAAGCCAACGAUUUAGGGGCAAAGAAGUACAAAAUGAGCCUUAAGAUCCGGUUGUGGCCACUCAAGCAUUCGCUAACACUCAACAUCCUUAAGAAGUCCGAUGCAGUGGAGAAAGAAGCCACUGGUCCUCGUUAUAUUUUUGGGUAUCACCCACACGGCGUGGCAGCGCUAGGAGCAUUUGGAGCGUUUGCGACUGAAGGCUGUAACUGGUCUGAGUUAUUUCCAGGCAUUCCCGUUUGCUUGAUGACCUUGAUCAAUCAAUUUCAAAUUCCGUUUUACAGGGAUUACUUACUCUCUUUGGGCAUCACAUCGGUCUCAAGGAAAAACGCAUUGAAGGUGUUGGACCAAAAUUUCUCAAUUUGCAUUGUGGUUGGAGGUGCUCAGGAGGCCCUGACAAGCAAAGUCGGUUCUGCUGACCUUGUUUUGAAGAGAAGAAAGGGAUUUGUAAAAUUAGCUCUCGAAACCGGAAAAGUUGGUAUUGUUCCAUGUUUUGCAUUCGGUGAAACUGACUGUUACAAUAUUUUGCAAACCGAUGAAAAAUCAUACUUACGCCGCAUGCAGCUUUGGUUUAAGCGGACGUACGGUUUUACUAUACCAUUUUUCUUUGCAAGGGGCGUUUUCAACUACGAUUUUGGUUUGAUCCCUUUCCGGAGGCCCAUAAACAUAGUAGUUGGAAGGCCCAUCUACGUGGACAAGAAGUACGAAAAUCCCAGCAUUGAAGACAUUGACUACUAUCAAAAGUUAUACAUCGAGGAGCUUGAGAGGAUAUUCCACAAAUACAAGGAACAAUUUGGAUAUAAGGGAAUGGAAUUGAAUUAUGUAGAAUAA
This is a messenger RNA of Lachancea fermentati, 1368 nucleotides long. The record is from the annotation of a GenBank genome assembly. Lineage: Eukaryota; Fungi; Ascomycota; Saccharomycetes; Saccharomycetales; Saccharomycetaceae.